Messenger RNA from Polychytrium aggregatum, 930 nucleotides. Its product is annotated as leucine-rich repeat-domain-containing protein. Gene Ontology annotation, biological process: mRNA splicing, via spliceosome. The record is from RefSeq and is a predicted model, not a curated record. The coding region runs from base 171 to 908 and encodes 245 amino acids. The transcript is spliced from 3 exons. Gene Ontology annotation, cellular component: U2 snRNP. Gene Ontology annotation, molecular function: U2 snRNA binding; protein binding. Lineage: Eukaryota; Fungi; Chytridiomycota; Chytridiomycetes; Polychytriales.
GUUUUUGAUCAUCGUUGCCCAAGACCAGAUCGGCCCCAGUCUUGUCCCUGAUCGGCCUGGCCUCGACCCCGCUGCGGCCGUCAACACCCACGCACACGCUCGGGCUCACCGCAUCGACAUCCUCCCUCCUCUUCCUCCUGCGUCACCGUCCCUCUCUCCGAUCGCCCGCCAUGUCAAAUAAACUCAACUACGACCUGCUCUCGGCCGCAUCGUCCUUCCUCAACGCCGUCAAGGACCGGGAGCUGGACCUGCGAGCUUACAAGAUUUCCAAAAUCGAGAAUCUGUCCAUCACCAAGGACCAGAACGAUACGAUCGAUCUCUCCGACAACGACCUCCGAAAAAUCGAAAACAUCCCGUACAUGACCCGCCUAAAGAGCCUGUUUCUGUCCAACAACCGCAUCUCGCGCAUCGACUUGGACGUUCCCAAGAACUUGCCCAACGUCCAUACCCUCAUCCUGACCAACAACCAGCUCCAGGAGCUCGGCGAUCUCGAUCCCCUGGCGGACUUUGCCCAUCUCGAGACACUCUCUUUGAUCGACAACCCCGUCGCUCUGAAAAAGUACUAUCGCCUCUAUUUGAUCCACAAGUGCAAGGCUCUGCGAAUCCUGGACUUUCAGCGUAUCAAGGAUGUGGAACGCGCCGAGGCCCGUCGUGUCUUUGGCGGCGCGGACGGAUCCCGGCUCCUGAACAGCAUAUCCACAAAGUCGACCUUUGAGCCUGGGCAGCUUGAGAAGAAGGACCUCAAGGCCUACCAGGGCCCCACUCCCGAGGAGGCCCAAAAGAUCCGCGAGUCCAUCAAAAACGCCUCGACCUUGGACGAGAUCAACCGACUGGAGCGGCUGCUGCGGGGCGGCGUUGUGCCCGAAUCCAACAUGGAUGUUGACGAGGAGCAGGAGCAGGAAGCGUAAUAGACUAGGAUUUCAGAACGGA